CCCCCCACCACACUCGAGCACACCCCGACGGGCGCUUCCAGCCCCGUGUGGCGGCCCGGGGCACCACAGCGGGCACGCCGUGAGACGCACAGCCCGCCCCGGCACCGGGACGGCCAUGACGGGGGCGGGCGGCGGCGGCGGCCGCUUCGCCUCUCCUCAGCCCCAGCGCAUGCGCCUUGCGCCUCCUGCAGGGCAGCCGCACGGAAGGGCGGCUUGGGCCGGCUCGGUUCCGUUCCCCUCGGUAAGGCCCGGCCCGGUUCGGUCCCCGCUGGGCUGCGCCCCGGGGAGAUGCGAGUCGCGGCGCUGCCUGGCGGCGGCGUGCGCCCCGGCUCCGAUGCAGAAGAUCAACAAGAACGCGGUGCUGGCGCUGCUCACCCUGAGCAGCCUGGUGUUCCUCCUCUUCCAGCUCUACUACUACAGGUCCUACCUGGCGCACAAGAAUGGAGCAUUUUUUUCAAAAGUCAGAGGAAGCCAAUCAGGCCAAGACAGCACUAGAUGGCAUGUGGUUAGGAAAUUCCUAUCCUUAAUAUCCAGUCACAAUAUACCAGUGUAUUUGAUUGAUCCUUUAAUUCUGGGACUUGUUGAUAAAGACAUUGAACAGAUCAGAAGUUCUUCUGAUGGCCCUAGUCCAGAAUGCAAGUACUUCUGUGUUCCAAGAGACUUCACAACGUUUGCACUACUGGACAAAACAUGGAAACAUGAAGGGGGACUUUUUAGAACUGCUGAGAAAAUGGGGUUCCAAUGGCUAAAAGUUCUAAACAAGGACCCCCGCUUGGAUGGUAUGGAUGACCUGUCCGGGACUGAAAUUCCUUUGCACUACAUUUUUAAACUGGCGUCUCAUGCGAUUCACCUGGUGGUCUUCUACGAGAGGAGCGGUAAUUACCUCUGGCAUGGCCCCCUGAGGCUCAAGCAGCAUAUGGACAGAAAGUUUGUGCCUUUCCGGAAACUCCACUUUGGUCGCUACCCUGGAGCGUAUGAAAAGCCUGAACUCUUGCUUGUUUCCAUUGAUGACUUAAAAAUUCAAAUUCCAAAAAAUCCGUCCAGUUUUCUAGAGGAGAUGACACACUCUAGAUUUCUUGAAUGUAGGUACAGAGAAGCUCGGGCUUUCUUUCAGCUGUAUCCUGAUGAUGCCUCUGUUGAUGCCGUGGAAUUUAGAAAAAGAGCAAAAUCCUUGCUCCAUCUGGCUGCUCUGACACUGAAUAACCUGGGAGUAAAGUUCUGGUUGAGCAGUGGAACUUGCCUAGGCUGGUACAGACAGUGCAAUGUCAUUCCUUACAGCAAAGAUGUGGAUUUGGGGAUCUUUAUAAGGGACUACAAAGCAGAUAUCAUUCCAGCCUUUCAGAAGGCAGGAUUACCACUGAAGCACAAAUUUGGCAAGGUGGAGGACAGUUUGGAACUCUCUUUCCAGGGAGAAGAUGAUGUGAAACUUGAUAUUUUUUUCUUCUAUGAAGAGGAUGACCACAUAUGGAAUGGAGGAACUCAGGCAAAAUCGGGCAAGAAAUUUAAGUAUCUCUUUCCAAAGUUUACUCUGUGCUGGACUGAAUUUGUAGAACUCAAGGUACACGUUCCCUGUGAAACCCUUCAGUAUGUUGAAGCCAACUACGGGCCAGACUGGAAGGUUCCUGUCAAGAUGUGGGACUGGAAGAGCUCACCAUCCAACGUGCAGUACAACGGUGUCUGGCCUGUCGAUGAGUGGGACGACGUCAUUCAGAUCUACUAAUCACCUGUCUGAUAUCCUUGAAACUGUCACUUUGUAAUUUCCUGUCUCCCAAGAGCAUCAAGAUCCGUUCCUUUUAUAACUUCUCAUCAGUUUCCCAAGGGGAUGUUUUCCAUUUUUUGCUUAACAGAUUUUUUCACGUUCAUCAUGAUUAAAGGCAGAAUGUGGGAACUGAAGAGAAGGGAAGCUGAAAGUAAAGAUGUACAAAAUGAUGUAAACAUAUGGGGCAGUUGACUAUUUAAAUAAAAACUGUAGGCAAGUAGCUUAGACUUUCCCAGGGAUCAUCAAAACCUUGGGGACUGUUCGUUUCUCAAGCUCAAGAGAAGGAGGGGAUGGAAAAAUCCUGGAGAAGUUCUUGUUGUUUUUGUUUGUUUGUUUUUCUGAGGUGCUCCUGUGAAAUUACAACUUUUAAACACCCUAUUUAUGAGUACCUUAAAUGCAUUUUAUUUGAGAGUCAUGUAUCCCUCUGAUGUGUAACAGGUUGCUCUUGGAGUGGAAUGUUUCAGUUCAGAACCUGUGUGACCUACCUGCUUCACAUUUGUGGGAUAAUGGUCUAAUAUUAAGUGAGUGGAUGAAGAAAUUGAAAGCCCUGUCCGCAUCAGAGAUCUUCCAGUAAUAGUUGAACUAACCACUGCAUGCAAUAACAAGAAAUGUUUUAAUGGCCGGGAAUGUUACCUGCUUUUGUUCUCUCUUUUUUUAUGAACAUGAGGGUGUAUGCUGCAGGGAGGUGCUUGCCUUGAAAAAACAGAUUACCUGGUUUAGAUAUCCAAAUUAGUGUUCUCUGUACAGGAGUUGAGCAGAUUUCAGAGGAUCAUAGCUAUCCUUGCUUUCUUACAAUUAGAUGGAAAUGAGGGUCUUGAUACUUUUCUGUUUAGCGUGGGCUCACAGAACUGAGAUCCCUGUGAAUCACAGCUCUUUUUUCUAAGUGUAAGCAGAAGUGUGUACAAACACCAACUGCUCCGUCAAAUUUGCAAUAGCAUGAUUGCAAGUGAAGUGUUAGCAUAACAUUAGGCUUUGGAUGGGAAGGGAGUGGAAGGCUGACAACUCUCUCCUCUUGUUUCUGGUUGUCUUUUUGGUCAAUGAAAUAAGCUCUCUUAUUCAGUAUUUUGGAGGGGGAUAAUAGCUUUCACAUGAAAUCAUGUGUCCAGGUUUGUUCCAGCCCUGCUGUGCAGGGAAGGCGAGACCAUUAGAGUUACCAGUGAGUUACGACUAACAGACCCGGGAAUACUUUUGAACUAGUGUCAAGGUACUGAAUAUUUCUCCUGUGUUCUUGCAACAAAUCUGUAUCCACUCUUUCCUUGCUAACAUAGAAGGGCUGUCUACGAGUUGCAGCUGUGCCACAUUUUUACUGGGGAGGUUGAGUGUGUGGUUUGCGUUCUGUUGAUGUGCAAUUUUCAGCUGCGUAUUCAAAUACACCCAGUUCUGAAGAGAUGAAAUAGCCACUGCCGUGCGGCUGUUUUACGGCUGUAUCAUUCCAGGUGCACUCUGGGUCUUCCCUGCUGUUCUCAUCCUGGAGUGUGCUGCACACAUUUCCCUGCCAGACCUCUGUGUUCCAGAGUUCUCCUGCCACUGAGACACUGGAGUAAAUUAUUCAGCUUCUGGCAAAACCCAUCGUGCUGGCUUGAAGUGGUACUGUAACUUUGCCUAAUUAAGAAGGAGAUAUGAAAUCCUGCUGUUGCCACUUACUUUCAAACAUAAACAUCGCAUCAUGAGGGAUAAUUUCUCAGGUAGAUUUUUUUUUGUAUUUCUUUCCUUAAAAUGGAAAAGGCCAAUGUCCUCAUGGUUUUAGUGCUCGGAACUCUGUUGUCAUGAACUUCUUUGUUUAAUAGUGUACAAUAAACCUGCAAGUUUUACAAAUGUGAGAGAUCUUUAAAAAUGAAAGGAAAGAUGCUAUCAGAAUACUACAGUCCUGUCAAAUUUUUGACUUUGUACGCGGAAAGAAUUUGUAAUGGAAAAAAUGCAUGUUCCUGAGAGAGAGGAUGUCUUAAAUAUUUGAUUAUGACUGCAUAUAAGUUAUUCAAGUUAAAAUAUUUUCUCUUCAGAUGAUACAAAGGAAUAUUUAACACUGAUUAAAGGAAUGAGGGUCUAGUUUGCUACUCAAGAUGUGGUCUCAUGCUUUGUUUUGUCAUCUUGGGCGGCGUUUAACACAUUCAUUGUAGUUACUACAAAAUAAUGCAGAGGCAGAAAUUUUGAACUGUUUCUUACACUGUUUAUUGGACAUCAAUCUUGAGCUUUUAUUUUUUAAUAAAUUUGAUGAGAUGUCAGCUA
Molecule: messenger RNA, 3985 nt
Organism: Cygnus atratus (black swan)
Lineage: Eukaryota; Metazoa; Chordata; Aves; Anseriformes; Anatidae
Gene: FKTN
Product: fukutin
Exons: 9
Coding region: 116-1720 (534 amino acids)
Cellular component (GO): Golgi membrane
Source: RefSeq, a predicted model, not a curated record